Aspergillus pseudotamarii is the source of this 639-nucleotide messenger RNA. RefSeq lists its product as uncharacterized. Bases 310 to 540 code for a protein of 76 amino acids. The transcript has a single exon. NCBI's taxonomy places the organism in Eukaryota, Fungi, Ascomycota, Eurotiomycetes, Eurotiales, Aspergillaceae. The record is from RefSeq and is a predicted model, not a curated record.
CCUCGGCAAGCGCAUAAAUCGCGAGUCCGCUCUUCCGCCGCUCUGAUAGCCAGGCGAGAAUCUGCUCCCGUGCUUGUGCGUCCUGGAUCUCAGAGCAGAUGAUGACGAUUGACCAGGCGAUGGGCGUGUGGUGGUGGGUGUAGUUGUAGUUGAAUUGGAGGGCUAGGAUGUGCGGGAGGCCUAGGGUCGCGAGGGCGUCCGUUUCGCGUGUGCGCGUGUAGGGGGGGAGGGAUUGUUUGUAGCAGAUCAGCGUGGAGUAGGAGAAGAUGUGGUGGCUAUCAGGUUUGCUGCCGAGGGAGGAGGGGAAGAAUGGGGAGGAGAGGUUGGUCGAUUGGUGUGGCUGUGGGUGUGCUGGCACGAAGCGCGAAAGCCGGAGUUCGGCCCAGUCGGUGUCUUCUGGCGAGUAUGUAUUCUGGAAGGAUAGGAUCUCUGCGGCGGUCGUUAAUAGACCAGCGGGGAUUCCUAGUGCUUCUUGGGUGUAGGAUAGAUCCUGGUGCUCGCGCAGCACGGCGUCAAGAUUGUUCGGGUCAAACGCGGUAGGAGUAGUACUGGUUGUAGAAGAAGAGGAAGGGGGAGGAUUCAACGAGGCCAAAGCCUUUGGGGAGAUAUCCGCCAGCAUCGCCAUGAGAUUCAUUUUCU